GGAAUCAGACUCAACAGGUGCCAAUGUAACGUGCACGUAAAAUGAAAUAAGGGGAGGGGGAAACUUUACAGUCGAGUGAAGGUUAAUAUGCGAUGGCCAACAGCAAGUUCGAGUAUGUCCGUCAGUUUGAGGAGGUUGACAAGCUGUUACCGAAUUGUUGGAUUGUUAUGCGGCUUGAUGGCCGAGGAUUUCACAAAUUUGCUGAUGCUCAUAACUACACCAAGCCUAGUGACACCAGGGGACUGGGGCUGAUGAACUUCUGUGCAGCCUGUGUGAUGGAUGAAUUCAAAGACGUCGUCAUUGCCUACGGUCAGAGCGACGAGUUCAGCUUUGUGUUCCGCCGAGAGACGACACAGUUUAGCAGGAGAGCGAGCAAGCUGAUGACCAACAUGGUGUCCCUCUUCUCAUCCUGUUUUGUGUUCCACUGGAGUAAAUAUUUCCCCGACCAACAGCUGCUGUAUCCCCCAGCCUUUGAUGGCCGCGUUGUCCUGUAUCCUAGCAACCAGAACCUCCGAGACUACCUCAGCUGGCGCCAGGCCGACUGUCACAUCAACAACUUGUACAACACUUGCUUUUGGAAGCUGGUUCAAGAGGGUGGAGUGUCCCAUAAACAAGCUGAGGCGAGACUUAGAGGAACAUUUUCAUCUGAUAAGAAUGAGCUUUUAUUCUCCGAGUUUGGAAUAAAUUACAAUGACGAAGUGGAAUGGUUCCGCAAAGGGAGUGUGCUCAUUUGGAAAAUGGUGGAUGAGGUGACGGUGAAACCCUGCAAGGGCAAAGGCUCGGAAGAGGAAGUUGAGCGAGAGGUCGUCAGGAAGAGACGGAAGGUGGAGCAGCUUCACGUGGACAUCAUCGGGGAGGAGUUCUGGACCACUCAUCCUGAGAUCCUCGGCAAGAGUUGACGCUUGCUGGACUUUUCAAACUCUUUGUUAACUGUUUGAAGGAAAACUGGCCAAGGAGGCCUCACCCAAGGCCUGUACUUUGUUACGUUUCCAUGGAUCCCAUGCAAGCCUGUCACUAACUACCAACAGGCCAGGACCAAGAAAAUGUUGUUUCUAGUUAAGAGCAUGGGUAACAGUUGUCUUUCAUGUUGAGAACAUUUCAGCAUUAAUGUUAUGGCAGAUUACAUUAAGAAAACUUACAUGUGGCAUUCCCCCUCAAAUCUGUUUCAGCUUGAGGCCAGCGACACUUGAUUUGUGGUCGUGUGGCCGACCUUUGCUCAAUGUUGUUAUCGACUUCAAGCGAAAACCUUCAGAGGGAAUUAAGAUUUCAACCACACACAAAUUUGUAUAAAACGGAAAAUCUUGCCUUUGUUUUAUUUCAGCAAUCUUAGGCAAUCCACAUAUGUGACCGGCUCUAGAAAAACGGGUAAUAAGUCGCCAGAUUCAGGUAAUGAUUUUUUGAUAUGGCUGGAUUUUGUACAUCCAAACUACAAUUUGAUGUAUGAAUGACCCCUGUAGUGUGCUGCAUUCUGGAGAUAGACGUUUGUACAUCCACAUUUUCGGAUUCAAUAAGUGGAGUGCUUAAAAACACAAUGCUUUAUUGGAUUUCCUACUGAAUGGUCCAUUUUUCAUCUUGAUUCACCAGUGUCCAUGCUUGUAGUCACAAACUCUAAAAAUCUAAAUAUUGAGAGUAUUAAAGGAAAAAACACCAAAUCCCGUUUUUGAGGCAAUUUUGCCCUCUCCAAAUAGAACAAGCCAUCACGUGUCUUGGCAUUGCGGGACUUAUUACCCUUUUUGCAGAGCUGGUCACAUAAUUCCACAUCAGCAAUUUAUUUCACUUCAACACCACACUUACAUAGUACUGAUAUUCUAGGUGCAAGUCUUCAGCUUGUCAACUGACAGUAGAGCAACUACUUGAUUUUUCUGAAAUAACACGAUGGUAGUUAUUUGUUAACUUACAAAAAAAAGGGUGUUUGAAAUCUGAGUGUACUCGGACAGUUAUCUAAAUAAGUGCAUAUUUCAGUGUUAUUUUGCCCACGUCCAAUAUACGAUGAAAUGAAUUGAGAAGUGUCUUAAAGCCUCAAA
Molecule: messenger RNA, 2024 nt
Organism: Acanthaster planci (crown-of-thorns starfish)
Lineage: Eukaryota; Metazoa; Echinodermata; Asteroidea; Valvatida; Acanthasteridae
Gene: thg1l
Product: tRNA-histidine guanylyltransferase 1 like
Biological process (GO): tRNA modification
Molecular function (GO): magnesium ion binding; tRNA guanylyltransferase activity
Source: RefSeq, a predicted model, not a curated record